Messenger RNA from Ogataea philodendri, 303 nucleotides. RefSeq lists its product as uncharacterized. Gene Ontology annotation, molecular function: RNA binding; translation initiation factor activity; ribosomal small subunit binding. NCBI's taxonomy places the organism in Eukaryota, Fungi, Ascomycota, Pichiomycetes, Pichiales, Pichiaceae. Gene Ontology annotation, biological process: translational initiation. The record is from RefSeq and is a predicted model, not a curated record. The transcript has 2 exons. The coding region runs from base 1 to 303 and encodes 100 amino acids. Gene Ontology annotation, cellular component: eukaryotic 43S preinitiation complex.
AUGAGCUCCAUUGAAAACUUGAAGUCGUUUGAAACUCAACCAACAAACUAUAUUCAUAUUCGGAUUCAACAAAGAAAUGGUAGAAAAACAUUAACAACAGUUCAGGGGGUCCCAGAAGAAUACGAUUUGAAAAGAAUAUUGAAAGUUCUGAAAAAAGACUUUGCCUGUAACGGAAAUAUUGUCAAGGAUGAUGAUUUAGGUGAGGUCAUUCAAUUACAGGGAGACCAAAGACUGAAAGUUAUGGAAUUUCUUAUUCAGCAGCUAGGACUUCAAAAGAAGAACAUCAAGAUCCACGGAUUCUAG